This is a messenger RNA of Anopheles nili, 1965 nucleotides long. RefSeq names its product probable splicing factor, arginine/serine-rich 7 (gene Srp54). The record is from RefSeq and is a predicted model, not a curated record. Gene Ontology annotation, molecular function: RNA binding. The transcript has a single exon. Gene Ontology annotation, cellular component: nucleoplasm. The coding region runs from base 1 to 1671 and encodes 556 amino acids. NCBI's taxonomy places the organism in Eukaryota, Metazoa, Arthropoda, Insecta, Diptera, Culicidae.
AUGGCCGGCGGCUCGGGUACAAAGGUGGUGCAAAUCACCAACAUAGCCCCGCAAGCCACCAAGGAUCAGAUGCAAACGUUUCUGGGUACAGUAGGUAAAAUCGACGAGAUUCGCCUGUAUCCCACAAUCAGAGAUGUGUCUUGUCCGGUUGUUUCUCGUAUCUGCUAUGUAAAGUACUUCGAGAGCAGUUGCGUAGCUGUAGCCCAGCACCUAACCAACACGGUGUUUAUCGAUCGGGCCGUGAUUGUGAUACCGGUGCAGAACGGUGUCAUACCCGACGAAUACAAGGCGUUAGAAAUGGCCGCCAACGGCACUCUCGUUCCAGGAUUGCACAGCUUCAACACACCGUCGAAGCUUCCGCCGGAAGUAGUGAACCGUAUCGAUGGGAUGAUUCCGAAUCAGGUGGUGAAAACCAUCGAUCCAAAACUUGAAGAGCACGGACUCCCCGAGUAUCCCCCUUUGCCGGUGAAUUUUGACGCCAAAAAGAUUGAAGAAACUCGUCGCACUAUUUUGGUGAUCGACAUUCGCGCGGACUGGCGUCUCGAAGAUCUAAUGGAACAUUUUAAGCCUGCCGGGGAGAUCAAGUAUGCGCGAUACGCCGAGAACGAACGCAGCAAGUUUGCUCUUAUUGAGUUUUGCGACCAGCGCAACAUCGUCAAUGCGCUCAAAAUGCAUGGAACCGAAUUCCGGGGCUAUCGCGUAAGUGUGCACCACUCGACACAACCGAUAGUGAAACCGGAGGCAAAGAGCAACGAGGUGGCGCAGAAGGAAAUUGAAGAAGCUAUGACAUUGGUUAAGGAAGCUCAUACCAUGAUUUCCUCGAUAGAUCCUGUCGUCAACAUCUACCAGAAAGAUAAGAGCACCAGUCGGCGCCGGUCGCGAUCGCGCAGUCGUUCGAAGGAACGUCGAUCGCGGUCUCGUUCCCGAAAGCGCUCAAAAUCGCGCAGUAAACGUUCUCGCUCCCGCAAGCGUUCACGGAGCCGCUCGAAGCGUUCUAGAUCGCGUCGUUCGCCUUCUAGAAGUAAGCGCUCCCGCUCGAAAUCGAAGCGGUCCCCGUCGCGUACGAAACGGUCACGUUCGCGCUCCAAACGAUCACGGUCACGUGACCGGCGCAAGCGCUCCCGAUCCCGCCGACGCAGCCGCACGCGCUCCCGCGAAAGAUCAUCACGCAUUCGUCGAUCGAGAUCGCGUUCAAAGAAACGUUCCCGUUCACGCGAACGUCGUGAACGUAGCCGGGACCGCAAGAAAUCACACCGCAACAAGGAGGAACGCCGUCGUCGUUCGCGUUCGCGAUCGCAAAGCAGCAAGCGAUCUGAAUCCCGUGGCAGCCGUGUGAAGGAGGUAGUCGUGAAAACAUCAUCUAAACGUCGCAGCCGCACCCCAUCGGACAAAAAGCUGAAGAAAAUCCUCGAAGAAACUGUCAGCCGAGACUAUGACGCCGAGGAACGCAUGGACGCAGGCGGAGGCGUAUUGGUAGAGGAUGAUGCGAGCAGUACCGGCAAGCAGUCGGUAUCUUCGCCAACCCAACCUUCUGGUGCGGGUGGUUCGACUUCGUCGUCGUCCUCUUCGGGAGCUGCUGGUGUUGCCGUUGCUGCUGCAACACCUCGUGAGAAAACCGCUAGUCCAACGACGGAAAAAUCAGACAACAUGGACAUCUCAAACUCACCGUAAUGGGCUUCAUUUUAAAAUCUAGAUGUCAAUGGGCUGUAGCAGGGAAACAGCUUAUUCCCAAUUGAAAUGCUCUACCUAAUCUCACUUUCUUUGUGGGAAGAGCAACUUUUCUGGUGGUUCUGCGAUAGUACGGUACUCUGUUGCUGCUACUUGCUCGUAAAAUGCAUUUUCUUCGUCUGUUUUUAUUCUGUCUGGGAUUAUAAUUUUACUGUAUUAACGUCACUUCCAGAAAUGUGAGGACGUGAACGAGAAUGAUACUGCUAUAUUUUCCAAAUAAAUCUAAUAAGACUUCGU